Molecule: messenger RNA, 579 nt
Organism: Dovyalis caffra
Lineage: Eukaryota; Viridiplantae; Streptophyta; Magnoliopsida; Malpighiales; Salicaceae
Source: the annotation of a GenBank genome assembly
AUGGAGAUUGAAUUGCCAGCUCAGCGGGAUGCAGGAGGACCAUUUAUUCCAGGGAAACUUUUGGAGCAAAAGAGAUCUAACGCUGCUACUGCUGAUUCUGCUUCGGAGGCGGCGGCGGGUUCUGCUUCACCGCGGUCUCCGAUUCAGUUGAUGCAAGGCGGGAUCCAAUUCACUUUUCUUUUUGUUUUUUCCUUGCAGCCAAUCGUGUUUAGGCAUCUGCCAAUCAAAUCGAUGAAUCAGUUCCCGACCUGCACCAAGCGAAUUAGAGACCGCCGGCAACUCAUUUCGUCAGUUGCCCGAAGUCACAUUCUGUACCGACUUCUUAGCGAAGCCAUGAUGUUUCUAUGCCUGUUUGGACACUCCAGUUGGUUUGCAUCCUCGAGCUCACAAUGUCGUGGGCGCCCUUUAAAGCGUCCGUUGUCUCUAGACAAGAUUAAGAAAAAUUGUCAAAGGAAAUCAUGGUGCGUGUUUAUGGAGAUGAUAGCCCCUGAAAAGAAGAUGCUGGACCAUUUGACACCAACAAUAGCGUUUAACGAGUCAAUGGUUCCUGUCCCACUGAUAGAAAAACCUGUGCUCUGA